This is a messenger RNA of Aplosporella prunicola CBS 121167, 301 nucleotides long. RefSeq lists its product as uncharacterized. The record is from RefSeq and is a predicted model, not a curated record. Lineage: Eukaryota; Fungi; Ascomycota; Dothideomycetes; Botryosphaeriales; Aplosporellaceae. Bases 29 to 301 code for a protein of 90 amino acids. The transcript is spliced from 3 exons.
GGCAGGCACUAGAGAUAACCGCGACACCAUGAAAGCACCAGAGAGCAAUGGAAAGAAUGAAAACCAGCCAGAGAACAAGAGCAAAUACAAGAAACCACCAGAGAACAAGAACAAGGACAAGAAUCCUCCUAAGAUGGAAGCUACAGAAGACGAAGAAGAUGACGAUAGACUCUUGGGAGAAAUUAUGCGUCCUCUGACCGAAGACGACACCAAAGAAGCACCAAUCUACGAUGACAUCGGCAUUAUCAGGACCCCCAAGGAGGGCGAAGGGGGGGGGGGGGGGGGGGGGGGGGGGGGGUAA